CAAAUAGGAGAAAGAGGGAGAGAAAAACGACAGAGCGAGAGGGGGUGAGUGCGUGCGUGGAUGCAAGGGCUGCUGGAUGGAAAGGAAAAAGAAGAAAAAGACUUCAAAACUCGCGAAUGGAAUGUUUGUAACAGUUUUAGAUGCUCAAACAUUGAGUUGUAACGGAUUUCUUAUGCGUGGUAAGGAAAUGACCACGCGAGGAUAAUUAAGCGUUUUAUUUAUUUUUAUUUUUUUUAAAUACCCGGAACAUAAUGAUAAUAAUUUGAAGAAUACAUGAGAGGAAGUGGAGGAAGCUUGCCCCCUGUCCCUCUAUUGUUACCCUCGUUUCAUCUAGCGCUGCAAGGAUUCUUGUAAUAGCUUCACGUACUCAACUAUAGCAAGCAAACAAUUUUCUCUUUAUUUUGGGGGCUUUUACCCCCAAACCAUUCCCCUUCUCACAGUAUCCAUUUUUGUUUUUAAGAAGAAACUUGGGGACAUACGAGGAACAGAAGCAUAUUAUUUUAGCAGACAGUUACUAGUGUGGCAUUAAUAUUCUGCAGCGUUCAAAUAGGGUUUUGGUGGGGGUGAGAGGUGGCGGGCCUGGGGGGAGGGGGGUUUUCGCGAUGGAACUGGAGUUUUACAACACUUAGCUAGCAAAAUAUUUUACCAGGACAAUAUCUGCAAACAGUACACGGCUAUGUGUUUUAAAAACAAUUUUCUUACUGGAAUGUCUUCAACACACAACUGCGUGGGACACAGGAAUAGAGACUAAGGAAGGGAGAGAGCAAGGGAAGGGGAAAGAGAGAUAUCGGAGGAUUAUGGCUCUCGUGGCGUUGUCUCUCUGUCUCAUAACGCUCACCUGUACGAACUUCUACCUGGUGUAUGCCAACCGACAUGCAGUCCACUGGAACAGCUCAAAUAUACAUCUCCGUAGAGAAGGCUACACGGUGCAGGUGAACGUGAACGACUACCUGGACAUCUACUGCCCGCACUACAACGACAGCCAGCGGGGCGUCGGGGAGCAGUAUGUCCUCUACAUGGUCAGUUACCGGGGAUACCGCACGUGCGACCCCCAGCUGGGCUUCAAGCGGUGGGAGUGCAACCGACCGCACGCCCCGCACGCGCCCAUCAAGUUCUCCGAGAAGUUCCAGCGAUACAGCGCCUUCUCCCUGGGCUAUGAGUUCCACGUGGGCCAGGAGUACUACUACAUCUCCACGCCCACCCACCACCACGGCCGCAGCUGCCUGAGACUGAGGGUGUACGUCUGCUGCUCCACCACCUCUGACGUGGACGAGGAGUCCCAGCCGACCCAGCCAGACUACACGCUCAGACCCAACAUUAAAAUCCACGACAUCGAUGAGUUUAACCCUGAAAUCCCCAAGCUGGAGAAGAGCAUCAGUGGCAGCAGCCCCUCCCGCGAUCGCCUGCUGCUCACCGUGGCAACGCUCUUCCUCGUCGCCCUCUCCGUCUCCUAGCACCCGUCUCCACAGCCGCGUCGCACCAGCCAGCCCUGGCAGAGCAGCGGGGCGAACCAGGGGCACGGGCGCAG
This is a messenger RNA of Anguilla anguilla (European eel), 1528 nucleotides long. RefSeq names its product ephrin-A3-like. The record is from RefSeq and is a predicted model, not a curated record. The transcript is spliced from 5 exons. NCBI's taxonomy places the organism in Eukaryota, Metazoa, Chordata, Actinopteri, Anguilliformes, Anguillidae. The coding region runs from base 798 to 1454 and encodes 218 amino acids. Gene Ontology annotation, cellular component: plasma membrane. Gene Ontology annotation, molecular function: ephrin receptor binding. Gene Ontology annotation, biological process: axon guidance; ephrin receptor signaling pathway.